Messenger RNA from Prionailurus viverrinus (fishing cat), 1918 nucleotides. RefSeq names its product platelet derived growth factor subunit A (gene PDGFA). The transcript is spliced from 8 exons. The record is from RefSeq and is a predicted model, not a curated record. The coding region runs from base 480 to 1115 and encodes 211 amino acids. Gene Ontology annotation, molecular function: platelet-derived growth factor receptor binding; growth factor activity. Lineage: Eukaryota; Metazoa; Chordata; Mammalia; Carnivora; Felidae. Gene Ontology annotation, biological process: positive regulation of ERK1 and ERK2 cascade; positive regulation of cell population proliferation; positive regulation of protein autophosphorylation. Gene Ontology annotation, cellular component: membrane.
GAGGCAGGGGCCCUGGAUCCUAGCGGUGGAAAGAGGCCCGAGCGCCGGGGCGGGGGGCCGGAGGCGGGGGCCGGCUCGCUUUUGCCCUCUUCGGCGUAGCAGCUCUGGGCGCUGCCCUCCGCCGCCGCUGGGGCCGAGGGAGGAGAGCCGACGACGGCGGCUCUUCCGCGGCGGCCUCCUCCCCUCCCCGUCCGGUGCCGCAGGAUUGCAGCUGGCACUGGAGGGUGGGCAAGCUCCGGGGAGGGGCGCGCGGGGAGCCCCGCCGGGCGAGCGGAGCCCGGCGGCUGUGCUCGGAGCCGGGCGCGGGGCUUUGAUGGAUUUUACUGCCUGCGUGAGCGCCGGCGUGUGCUCACUGCGGCGGCGGCGGCGGCCGGGCCCUGCCCGGCCCGUGCGGCCCCCGCGCGCUUCCGAGGAGCCCGGCUGGAGCGCCCGCCCCGCGGCCUCGCCUCCCCGCCGAGCCGCCAGCGCCUCGGGACGCGAUGAGGACCUGGGCUUGCCUGCUGCUCUUCGGCUGCGGAUACCUCGCCCAUGCCCUGGCCGAGGAAGCCGAGAUCCCCCACGAGGUGAUUGAGAGGCUGGCGCACAGUCAGAUCCACAGCAUCCGGGACCUCCAGCGACUCCUGGAGAUAGACUCCGUAGGGCCCGAGGGUGCUCUGGAGGCGAGUCUGAGAGCCCACGGGGGCCACUCCUCCAAGCAUGCGCCCGAGAAGCGGCCCGUGCCCAUUCGGAGGAAGAGAAGCAUUGAGGAAGCCAUCCCCGCGGUCUGCAAGACCAGAACGGUCAUUUACGAGAUACCUCGGAGUCAGGUCGACCCCACGUCUGCCAACUUCCUGAUCUGGCCCCCGUGCGUGGAGGUGAAGCGCUGUGCGGGCUGCUGCAACACCAGCAGCGUCAAGUGCCAGCCUUCCCGCGUCCACCACCGGAGCGUCAAGGUGGCCAAGGUGGAGUACAUCAGGAAGAAGCCAAAGUUAAAGGAGGUACAGGUGCGGCUGGAGGAGCAUCUGGAGUGCACGUGCACGGCCACCGGCCCGACCCCGGACCACCGGGAGGAGGAGACAGGAAGGCGUAGGGAGUCAGGUAAAAAACGGAAAAGAAAAAGGUUAAAACCCACCUAACGCAGCCAACCAGAUGUGAGGUGAGAAUAAGCCAGCGGCCCUUCUCCGGGACACGGAUGUACAUGGCGUGUUACAUUCCUGAACCUACUAUGUGCGGUGCUUACUGCCAGUGUGUGGUCUUUGUCCUCCGUGAAAAACUGUCUCCACGCGCACUCUGGAGAACAAAGAGACAGUAUACGUUUGUUCAGUGCGACAUCAAAGCAAGUAUUGUAGCGCUCGGUGAAACAAUAGGAAGCCUCCUCGUCAAACAAAAAAGACAGAGAGCGAGCAAACAACCACGAAACAUGACAAACAAAACUGACUCACACAAAUAUCUACACAGUUGUCGGAAUGGAGGGACGCCCCGUGGGCCGGACGUGUCGCGCCUCGGUGGACUGGAUUUCUGUCCAGGGUGGUCACAGGUGCUUCUGCCGGGGACACAGCGCCUGCUUUCCGGAGGACUCCGGGCGGGUGCCGAGGGCCCUGCGGGGCACGCGGGAGCCAGGAGUGUCUCAGAACCGCCACGGGACUUAGAAACACAUCUCCUUGCCGUAGUGUUUAAGUCUAUACAGAAACCUUCCCGAGAGCCUUAAGUGGAUUUUUUUUUACACCAUAAAGUGAUUAUUAAGCUUUCCUUUUUACUCUUUGGCUAGUGUUUUUGUUUUUGUUUUUGUUUUUGUUUUUUUAAAUGAUCUCUUGGAUGGCAUUGACACCUAUAACACCAGGCUGCUGUAAGUCAGGACAGUGGGACGGUAUUUCUCCUCGCAGGAUGCAAACAAACGAGAUGUAUUAAAAUAAAAUGGUAUACCCACCUAUGCAUCAUU